AUGGAAACAUUCCAUGCAUCUGAAAAUGCUGUGAAGCUGGCCAAGUGCCACUUGGAGGAUGAGCAAGAGCUGCAGAGGAUAUGGCAGUGCAUCUGCCUGGGUGAGUACAUCUCGCCUGAUGGGGAGCACAUCAAGAUCCAGCCCCCCAGUAUGCUUGCAAUAGAAGUCACCAACACAUUCAAGAAGCAUCCCUACCACUCCAAGUUCAUCAAUGAUCAAGCACUCAAGACCUCUGUGGAAGAUCUUCUACAGGAGCUAGCAGCAGUGAAAGCAUCAUCCAAGGCAGAGGAGCAGGGCAUGUGCACCUGUUCUUCAUCCACAACAGAGCAGUGCAGACUUCUGGCACUCGCCAAGGUUUCUCAGUUCACUUGCUGA
Molecule: messenger RNA, 375 nt
Organism: Acanthamoeba castellanii str. Neff
Lineage: Eukaryota; Discosea; Longamoebia; Acanthamoebidae
Exons: 2
Coding region: 1-375 (124 amino acids)
Source: RefSeq, a predicted model, not a curated record